GGGGAGAUAGGGCUGAUCCAUUGGCAUGCUGUGGCCAGUGGGCCCUGCUGUCCCUGGGCUUCGGUCAUUGUCGAGGGGGGUGUCCCCCUAGGGCAUAUCUGCUCUGACAGUUUAAUCUGAAAUGUCUUUAAUCCCAGUCAAAAUAGCCUUUGUUUUUUGGUCCCGUCUGGCCUGGAUUCCGCCAGUCUGCCUGAUAGCCCGUUAGCAAAGGGCGGUGGGGAGCCGUUCCCAGAAGGGCUGUGACGAGGGUAGCUUCAUGCAGGUGAUCAAAUCCCCUUUGGCACCUGAGCUCUGCCUUCCGCGUGGGACAAGCCACAGCCCCGGGCCUGAGCCACUCGACUGGGCUGAGCUCCUGCGGCUCCAUCCCUGGGAUGUUUUGUGCCUCCUUCACGUCUGCAGCAGGGACCCUGAUCCUUCUAAUCCUCUGCUGGCGUUUUCUUUCCAGAGCGGCGGAGGAAUACGCUGCCCUCCCGUCCAGGCCUCUCCGCUGGGUUUGGGGAGUCCUCUGACCACAUGAUCCAUGGGCCCAAGGUCAUGCUAGGAUGGCCGAGCAGAACCGCCCUGCACCCUCCUCCUGCGACUGCUUUGUUGCUCUGCCUCCAGCCACCGCCUCCCGGGCCGUGAUCUUCGGCAAAAAUUCAGACCGGCCUAGAGAUGAAGUCCAGGAAGUCGUCUAUCUCCCUGCUGCAACCUAUGCCAGGGGGGCAAAGCUCAAGUGCACGUACAUAGAGGUUGAGCAGGCAGAGAGGACCCACGCGGUGAUCCUGAGCCGCCCGGCUUGGCUGUGGGGCGCCGAGAUGGGAGCCAAUGAGCAUGGCGUCUGCAUUGGGAACGAAGGGGUGUGGACCAAGGAGCCUGUUGGGGAGGAGGAGGCCCUGCUGGGCAUGGAUUUGGUCAGGCUGGGUUUGGAGAGAGGCAGGUCAGCUCAUGAAGCCCUGCAGGCCAUCACGGCUUUGCUGGAGCACUACGGGCAGGGCGGCAGCUGCAAGGAGGAGCCGACCCCUUUCGUUUAUCACAACACCUUCCUGCUGGCGGACCGGACCGAAGCCUGGGUGCUGGAGACUGUCGGCCGGUACUGGGCAGCCCAGAGGAUCCGAGAAGGGACCCGGAAUAUCUCCAACCAGCUGAGCAUCGGCACGGAUAUUACCGCCGAGCACAUGGGGCUGAGACGCCAUGCCCAGAGCCAAGGCUGGUGGAGCGGGGACGGGGAGUUCAACUUCACCAAAGUCUUCUCUCUGACCCACCAGCCCGUGCGGAUGGAGGCGGCCAAGGCCCGGUACUGCGCUGGCAAGGAGCUGCUGCGGCAGCACGCAGGCCGCAUCACGGCGGAGACCAUCAUGGACAUCCUGCGGGACAAGGCCAGUGGGAUCUGCGUGGACUCAGAGGGCUUCCGCACCACGGGGAGCAUGGUGUCCAUCCUCCCCCAGGACCCCGCCUUGCCCUGCGUGCAUUUCUUCACAGCCACGCCCGACCCCUGCAGGUCUGUAUUCAAGCCCUUCAUCUUCGUCGCCAACGUGACUCCGGUCCUAAAGGUGAUGUCUCCGAGCUUCGGUGACAAGGACCCCGUGCAGAAGGUACCUCGAUUCCAGAGCAGAGUUGAUCGGAGACAUGAGCUCUACUGGGCACAUCAGGCAGCACUGGAUCUCAUGGAGACUAGCCAGGAGCAGGGCCAGAAGCUCCAGCAGACCAUGCAGGAUCUGGAGAGGCAGGGCCUGGAGGCCAUGAAGGAAAUGCUGGCCGGUGGUAUCACCCUUGACCCAGAGGAGCUCGCUGACCUCUUGUUUGAUUGUGUGGACACAGAAAUCAAGUUCUACAAAUAAGCCUGAGGCAGGUGGUUUCAGGGUGGGUGGGUAGGGGAAGGAGAAAGAUGCUGCAGAGUUCAUCGAUUGUGGGCUGCACGCCUCUGGUCUUUAUUGGGGGAACCCUGCAAUUUUGCCUGGUGCUCCCUGACUGUGGGUCCGUUUUGGGGUAUUGUCUGCACUGGUUUUCUUGUCUCCAUGCAACACUGGCUGCCCCCUUGCCUCUGUGUUCAUUAAUAGCCCCAUCCCAGGCAGAGGUGCUCUCGGACGCGGCCUGGAAUGAAAUGGAGCAAAGGCUCCAGUGUGGCAUUGUAUCCACAUGAAGGGCACAACAUUGUGGUCUAAUACCUAUCCCUAAGGGGACAGUCUGUGUGCCACUGGGCUGGGAGAACGUCAGCCUGGAACAGCCCCAUUUAUUUAUGGGACUGGGGACGCACAUCUCUGAGGGGUUACACUGAUUAGUCACUGGGAUGUCGUUGGCCUCCUCUUGGGAACCUGAAGCUGCUUCAUCCUUAACAGAGAUAUAUGGCCCACAGAGACUACAGGGUACACCAUGCAACAUAACUGGGUUGCUCAAAGCAAGGCAGAGCAUUGCAUUCUGGGACUUGUGGUCUUCUUGUGCUGCACAAUCAGAAAGAGGAGAAUAGAUGUGGCUGAGCCAUGGUCCACCUUCUGGCUACCCCCGGCCGCUGGUGAAAGGACACCCUCUCCCACUUGGUUUGUUUCAGAGCCCUGCCUGCCCUACCCUGUCUGGAGGUUGCUCUGUUCGCUUCCCUCCCCUGCUCUCCUUUCAGCUUGGAGCAGUUCAAAGGAACAGGAGAACCUUCAUUUCCCCUGCUGCCCCGUCUGCUCUGAUCCUGAUUCCUAACCUCACAUCCGACUGCUGCCGUUCUCUCCGGCUGUGUGAACUGGACUGGAAGUGGCUUUGCAUCACUGGGAUUAUUGCUCUGGCAUGGUGCCUUCUCUGGACCCUCCGCCUGGCAUUGCCCAACCUGUAGCUGUGGACAGCCCUCCCCGGGAAUGGGCGGGUUUCCUUGCACAAGUUGUCACUCCCAUGAAGAGUCCAGAGCUUCAGCGGAGGCUUCAGCAGCGUGAACAGGCCUGAGCUGUCCUGAGCCAGGCUCAGCGGGACUGGGAAGGGGAGAGCCUCAGCUAGCUAGAUGGAGCUGAAUUUGGUGGCUGGGUUACCAGGACCCACCUUGCUUCUUCCUAAGAGGAAACACCGCCUAAGAGUUAGAGUACAGGACAGCUGGGUUCUCUCAGACUCACUUUCCCCUUCCACAGCAGGGGGAUGAGCCCACCUACGUGUCCUGUACAGAGCUGGGAUGCAGUGCAGGGCUAACCCCACCCCCACCAGGGAGCGCAGGACAGAAGCCCACAGGCAGACAGACUGAGGUGGAAUAAAGAGGUUUUACAUUUCAA
Gopherus flavomarginatus (Mexican gopher tortoise) is the source of this 3221-nucleotide messenger RNA. It is a transcript of the gene SCRN2, whose product is annotated as secernin 2. The transcript has 8 exons. Gene Ontology annotation, biological process: proteolysis. The record is from RefSeq and is a predicted model, not a curated record. Gene Ontology annotation, molecular function: cysteine-type exopeptidase activity; dipeptidase activity. The coding region runs from base 543 to 1820 and encodes 425 amino acids. Lineage: Eukaryota; Metazoa; Chordata; Testudines; Testudinidae.